This is a messenger RNA of Cynoglossus semilaevis (tongue sole), 670 nucleotides long. It is a transcript of the gene snapin, whose product is annotated as SNAP associated protein. Gene Ontology annotation, biological process: regulation of synaptic vesicle exocytosis; lysosome localization; lysosome organization. The record is from RefSeq and is a predicted model, not a curated record. Gene Ontology annotation, molecular function: SNARE binding. The transcript has 4 exons. Lineage: Eukaryota; Metazoa; Chordata; Actinopteri; Pleuronectiformes; Cynoglossidae. Gene Ontology annotation, cellular component: BLOC-1 complex; BORC complex; synaptic vesicle. The coding region runs from base 34 to 423 and encodes 129 amino acids.
UGCAGUUUGUGUUUACUUCUGCUGUUGAUUAAAAUGGCUACUGCGGCGGUAGCGGAAGCUUCUUUAGGUAAAGAUGCCAUUGCCGAGGGGCUUCUAGAUCUUUUAAAGCCUGCUAUCCAGCAGCUGGACCUCCAUGUACACUCAGUGAGGGAAAGCCAGGUUGAAUUAAGAGAACACAUAGACAACCUCGCUACAGAGUUAUGCAGAAUAAAUGAACACCAGAAGGUGGCUUUGGAUUUGGACCCCUAUGUAAAGAAGCUGCUGAACGCAAGACGAAGAGUGGUGCUAGUAAACAACAUAUUGCAGAAUGCUCAGGAACGUUUGAGGCGACUCAACCACAACGUGGCCAAAGAGACGGCACGGAGAAAGACGAUGCUGGAAGCUUCUGGGGUGUUCACAACUCGCUCUCCGAGUAAACCCUGACCGUGCUCACCCUGUUCUGCACAGGAAAAAACUGUGAAAAGAGUUCACCAGGGGAGGCAUAUCAUUUCAGGACAUUGUAAUGUAAAGAGGCCAGGUCCUUAAAUAAUUAUUACCUGGUUGGUCAUGCACUCACUAAAUGUAUGUUUUGCUUUGCUUUGCUUUGCUUUGCUCUAAUCACUGGCAAAUAUGUUCUUCACAUACGUAAGAAGAAUAGCAUACUGUAUUUGCCUUAGGCAAAUGCAUCACA